This is a messenger RNA of Spirometra erinaceieuropaei, 363 nucleotides long. NCBI's taxonomy places the organism in Eukaryota, Metazoa, Platyhelminthes, Cestoda, Diphyllobothriidea, Diphyllobothriidae. The record is from the annotation of a GenBank genome assembly.
AUGGCUAGGCCACCAUAUGAUGAUCCACGUAUCCGAGAGACACCGGGUCUCACCUUCCCCAUUCUUAAUGGGCAGAAAUAUGUCUGCGAUGGGAGCCGCUGCGUACGACUUCCGACAAAAUAUGAGAGUACGUUUGUGUGUCUAUGCCUCACUUUGCAUUCUUUAUAAUGUUUUGUUAUCAUAAGGUUUGAGAGAAGCAGUGGUAGGGAGUGGAUAAUUUAGCUCCCCACAGAAGUUUGCUUGUGUUGAAUAGGCCCACUACCUGUGCAUGUUCUCUUUCCAUUUACAGUGUACAUGGCCAAGGAGAGAGCGACCUCCAAGUCUGGACGCAUCCGACGAACAAAUUGGGAGGAGGAAGUGUAA